ACUCGCUGGGAAGCCAGAUUCGGGCCAAAAGCCGCAGCAACCUCUCCUCGUCGGAGGCUCCUGGUCCUCCCGUUGAAUCGAGCAGUGACGGGCGGUGGAGUUUACAGACUGCUGUGAGCAACCUCUCCAUGGUGGAGAUGCACAGCAAGGAGGGCAGUGAAGAUAAGCAGCAAUUUUCAAAAUCACCAGAAGGGUUGACGGCUGGUAGCCGAUGCACGCCUCUGAUGGUAAAUGUGCCGGUGUCUUCCCCGAAUCGAAACAGGAACAAAGACAGCAGUAUGUUAGCAUCUACAAAUCCACACGCCGCGCCCACGAUUCCAUCCGCCACGCACGAUGCGGUGAGUGGCACGAAGCCGACCGGCCACAGCUUCUCCGUGGACCAGCAAGGCCGACACGGCCCUGCUGGCAGGGGCGGCGGUGGCGGCGGCUUGAGUGGCACUCCCACGCCGAACCUUCCCUCCCCGACUGCCAGAACAAAAUUGGGCCAGCUCACCGGCACUCGACUUGAGGUCACGGCCUCUUCUUCGCCAUCCCAAAAGGAGCCAGAUUUCUCGCGCAUCCUUUCUGGCGUCGCCGGCUGUGGCAGGGGCCCACCGAGCCGGGCGUCUGCCCUGUGGGAGGAUGGCGCUCAGGGAGGCCGGCCCGGAUUUGGCGAGCGUCGGACGGCGGCGAUGGUUGCCGAGAAAACGUCGGUGCCGGGGGCUUCCUGGGAGAGCUGGGAGGCCCAGAUGUCUCGUGGGAGCAACAAGGAGAUGGCCGGUAGCCUGCCCCGCAUGCUCGCUGGCGUACCCUUGCGCAGCUUCGACGAAGUGACGGUGGAGAGCGACCUGGAGUCUGUCCGCACGGAGCACGUGCGCUCCCUCUUCAGCCACGGCCUGCACAGGGACGGUGACGAGCGCGGGGAGGUCUCGACGAACGACGAGCUGUCCUCGGACGACAGCGGGGGGCCCUCCCUGCUGGACGGCAGCUUCCUGGAGAGGCGCGGGGGGCCGCCGGGGACGGGGCGGAGGGAAACGCCGGGCCCGAGACGUCGUCCGAGCGGAGCGGUCCCUUGGAGCGGCCUCGCCGAGAGCAGGUCAGGUCUGGUCGGCCGGCAAGAAGCAGCAGAAGCAGCAGUGCCGACGCGUGCAGACCCAGCUCGGACGACUCCAGCAAACAGAAGCGCACAGACGCGCGCCCCACCGCGCCUCCCGCAUGCGCUACCAGCGGCUGCCCCCGGCACCGUCGCCGCCAGGGACAGGUCCCCUGGCCAGGAGCGAGACGUGGAGCAGCUGGGGAGGAGCCGGAGGGAGACGGCGCUGGAGAGCGUGCUCGCGGAGCGGCUGCUGGCCUCCACGCAGAGCAAGGAGCGCGCGCUGCGCUUGGAGGCAGAGCUCGAUUCCAAAGGCAAAGAGCUGAGGGCCCAGAGAGAGGAGCAAACAAGGCUGGAGGUGGAGAUUAGAGCGAAGGGAGAGAACCUCAGGGCACAGAGGGAAGAUCACGCCCGGCUCGAGGUGGAGCUGGCGAGGGCCAAAGAGGAGCAGAGCAGGUUGAGAGCAGAGCUCGGCGCGCUGAGAGACGAGAACAAGGUGUUGGGCGUGGAGCUACAAGACAGGGGAGCGGUGCUCCAGGAGAAGGAGGCGGAGCUGCAGGACAAGAGGACGGAGCUGCAGGCGAAGGCGGAGGAGCUCGGGCGCUCGCAGCUGCAGCAGGGGAGGGAGACCGCCGCGGCGCGGAGGUGGGCGGAAGCGGAGGUGAAGAGGGUGUCGGAGGAGUCGAGGGACAAGGACGCUGUCCUGGCUCGCCUGCAGGCUGAGCUGACCAUGAUGCGCGUCCAGCAGGAGAGGGAGCUGGAGGAGAAGGAGAGGGAGCUGGGCAGGGCGCGAGCGGCGCACGCGAGGGAGAUGGAGCGGCUGAGGGAGGACGAGGUGAGGCGCCUCGCUGGCACCGUGGAGAGCCUCGCCCUGGAGAAGGAGGGAGCUCUGAAGAAGCACAGAGAUGAACUCGUGAGGCUGAAAACCGAGGAGCUGGAGCAGCUGUCAGAGCGGCUGGAGGAGGAGAGGAGCCGAGCGCUGGCGGAUCUCGCCGAUCGCCACACGGCAGAGCUCGCGCACUACGCGCAAACCGUGAAGGCGAGGGAGGAGGAGGUGUGCCAGCUGCGGGCUGCCCUCAGGGAGCAGGAGGCUGCUGCCCUCAAACUGAGUGCCCGGCUCAGAGAGGAAGCCACUGAGAUGGCGCAGCGAGCGGUUGGCACGGAGCGUGCCGCUUGGGAGAUGGAGCGGCAACGGGAGCGGGUGGCGCGGCAGGAGGAGGGGGCGAUGGCCGUCCGAGCCCUCGCACUGGACCUGGAGUCUGAGCGACAGGCGACGCGUGGAUUGCGGGAGGUGACUUCGCAGCUGACGCAGGAGGUGGAGGAGCUGCGGACCCAGGCGCGGCAGUUGCAGGCCGAGCGGCUGGCGGCUGUGUGCGCCGUGGAGCAGUCGUUCCGGCACGAGCAGCAAGAGGCCCUGCAGGCCCUGCGCGCCCACCUGCAAGCCGAGAAGGAGCGAGAAGUCGAAAAGCUCACCGCCAAGGGGGCGGCGUUGGAGCAGGAGCUGCUCGCCGCGCAGGCAGCGAGGAAGAGGCUGCAGAAGGAAGUCCAGGCCGAGAAGCAUCGCCUCCUGAGAGACCUCCAGGAGACGAUCACGAAGCAGCAGUGGGCGCAAGACGAGCUGCAGGCUGCGGAGCAGAGCAAGCGGCAGGCGGAGAGGGAAUGGGACGGCGAGAAGCUCCAGCUGGAGAAGAGGAUCCACGCGAGAGACUCGGAGCUGCACAGAGCGGAGAAGGAGCUGCGCGCGCUGAACGCGGAGGCGUCGGCGAAGGAGAAGGCGGGGGACGAGGAGCGGCAGAGGCUCGUGGCGGAGCUGCAGGAAGCGCAGGCGAAAAACCAGAGGCUGGAGAAGAGGCUCAACGACAAGGUGCUUGGCGCGCAGAAAAUGGAGGAGGAACUCAACGAGAGAGACAGAGAGUGUCAGAAGACGAUGGCGGACCUGCAGGCAUGCGGCCUGGAGAUGCAGAGGAUGCAGAAGGAUCUGCGCGAGCGAGACACGGAGAGGCAGAGGCUCGAGAUGGAGCUUCACCAAAAGGAGAUCGCCUUGCUGAGGCAAGAGAAAGAGCUUCGCCAGAGGGAGAUUGAAAAACAGACGUUGGAGGAAAGCCUGCACUCGGGUCACCACGAGGUACAGAGGAUGAGACAGGAGCUCCAAAACGGAGAGAGUGAGAGGCUGCGUUUGCAGAUGGAGCUUCGCGAGGGAGAGACGGAGAGCCAGAGGCUGGGAGCAGAGCUGCGUGCACUGAGCUCCGAGCUUGCGGAGAGGCAGAGCGAGAUGAGCGAGCAGGCUGAGCGGCAGGAUCAAAGUCUGGCGACCGAGCUCGCUUCUGAGAUCGAGAAGAUUCAAGAGCUGAUAGAGAGCACAGGCAGCAAGAGCAUUCCCAGGAGCCCUGCCAGAGCCACGCACAGCGGGGCGCGGCUGCCCGCGAGCCGGGCGCUGCAGGGCCUGCGCGAGGUGGGGGACGACCUGCGGCACCACGUGCUGCACCUGCAGCAGCAGCUGAGCGACCGCACGCGGCAGGCGCAGCAGCUGCAAGUCGCCAAGGAGAAGGAGCUGAAUGAGUUGAGGGAGCGACUGGAGCGGGAAAAAGCAGCCGCCGUGGAGGAGGUCAAGGAGAGGUUGAUUCAGGAUCACAACGAAGAGCUGCACAUUCUCAAGAUUUCCAGCAUCCAGGGCUCACAUCAACAGCGCGAGCUGAGCUGGCGAGGCGCUCCACCAAAGUACGCGGCUCGGCAGAACAGCGGCAGCGCCGGGCACCCAUGCAGCCAACGACGUGACGGCUUCGACUUCGACCUUGAGGCUUUUUCCAGGGAGGGCCUCGAGCGCGAUGGUGAAAACGGCCACACGGCGGGCCAGGGCGGCUCACGUGAGCUCCAGAACGAGGUGCGCCAGCUGCGAGAGCAGAUGCGCGAGAAAGACGGCGAGCUGCGCGCUGUCCAGCGCGGGAUGCGUCAGUGGAAAGAAAGCACGGCUGGCAAGCUGGCGCGCAAGUUCCAGGAGGAGCUGCACGUGGAGUUGCUGCGGCGAAGCAAUCAUCAGGAACAUUACACAAUGGACAGCUCCCGGACAGCAAACAUUGAAUGCAGCGCAUUGCCGCGACGACACCGCUCCUCCUCUGUGCCGACUCGAGUUGCCCUUGCCGACCCGGGCGACGCCAUGGGGUUGGCGGCGCCCGACAUGGGCAGCGGCGACGUAGGGGGCAGCGACGCGGGCAUGGGGCACAGCGCUGGAACCCUGCGCCUCCUCCACCACCUCCACGGCAAAAUCCGUCAACUCAAGGUGACCGCACCGACUGGCGGCGGGGGGCCUUACGGCGGAGCCCUCAAUGAUAGAGCUUCCGCGCACUUCGGGGAACCAGGAUCCAGAAGGUUUUCCGCGCGAACCUCGAGCCUUGAGGAGCUCACAAAGCCGCUCUACGGCAGCCCUCCGGCACGGCGCACAGCAGAGGCUGCGGACACUUCUGCGGGCGCACAGAGGGUGCCCGUGCGUGCCCGACACGGGCCCUACACGCUCUCCUGACGACACGAGCUCCCCUGUGAAACAUGCUGGCAGCAACAGCAACAGCAGCAGCUAAAAUCAGAAGUGUUGCUGUAAUCGGGAGUAGGGCUGUCAAUGUUUGCUCCCCCGCCUCGCAAGCCGCAUUGAAAAGGGAGGUCUUUAUGCAUUUCAGGUGAAAGAAAAAACCACAAACAUAGCACGGCUCACAUUGCUCACAGCCAGACUUUAAUUGCUUGUUUCUUAAACAAAAAAACCUCUUAUACCGCACGCCCCCACCUACCCCGUCUUUGAUUAGGGCAGCAAGAUUAUGUAUGUUUUUUUCUAUUUUCCCAAGCGGAGGUAGGGUCUGCGGGCUGCAGGGCAGUUUAUGGCUAUGAACAACUUGUCAGAAAGAAUGAAUUGGCAGUCUAUCGAGAAUAGAAGGCUUGUUUUUUUUGGAUUGAGGGAACCGGGUUAAAAAUAUAUUUUGUUCCAUGAAUCAAAAAAACCGGGUCCUCUGUCCAGCAGAGGGUGCUUUGCUGCUGAUUUGCGAGUUUGUGUGCCUUUUGUGUUGUCGGCGUUCGUGUGUGCAUUAGCAAAGUGACUGACCGUCCUUUCCCUCUGAAAUUUGGCAAAAAAACAAUAUAUAACACCGACUGUUAGCAUUGAACAUUCCACGUUUAAAUAAUAAGCAAUUGCGCUUGAAGCUGUAAAGGAAACUGAUAACGCCGGAAUGGGCCCAAAACCCAAGGCGCGGUUUGCCAAAGUUGGAGGGAAAUCCAUGUCGGAAACAGGAACCCUGUUUGUCUGGAAAAGGGCCGAUGAGUCACCAGUAAGGCCUAAUCACCAGUGGUCUCUGCUAAGCAUUCACUUGUAUUGCCUUUGGUCUUGCAGUGUGCUCUCCAUUUAAAUGUGUUUUUUUUAAUACAUGGUUUGUGUUGGCAUUUUAUAAACAAUGUGUGAAGUUGCUUGUGUGCAACGUACAGUGUACCUCUUUUGAAUCUCGUUGGUAUUAUCUGAUGUGCCAUUAAGUGUGGUGUGUUAAUUAUUGGAAGCUAAUGGAGUUUUUUUAAAAUUCAAAUUUACUAUAAUGUGUUGAUGCAGUUUAACCAUUUUAUAUCUUAAUAAUUAGAUUGCUGUGGUUAUUUAAACAAAAAAUAAAGGGAGGUGUUUCUUAA
Molecule: messenger RNA, 5725 nt
Organism: Lethenteron reissneri (Far Eastern brook lamprey)
Lineage: Eukaryota; Metazoa; Chordata; Hyperoartia; Petromyzontiformes; Petromyzontidae
Product: trichohyalin-like
Source: RefSeq, a predicted model, not a curated record